Coffea arabica (coffee) is the source of this 1035-nucleotide messenger RNA. RefSeq lists its product as uncharacterized. NCBI's taxonomy places the organism in Eukaryota, Viridiplantae, Streptophyta, Magnoliopsida, Gentianales, Rubiaceae. The record is from RefSeq and is a predicted model, not a curated record.
AUGGAGUCAUCCCACAAGCACUACCGAACCAAGCAUCCGAAGCCCUUCCGGAGGUACUCCAGGGGAGAGCUCUCCCCGCGAAGAGAGCAGCACCAGGUGCAGAACAAGUUGGACUUGCUGUUGGAUCCUGAGGCAGAUAGGUAUAUUGCUUCCUCCUUUGUACCUGAUAUUGAGGACUACCCGUUGCCCGCGAAAUUCAAAAUACCGAGCACGAAAUCUUAUGAUGCAACCACGGAUCCGGAGGAUUACCUGUUCGCCUUCAUGAGGCAAAUGCGCUUGCAAAUGGCCGCGGAUGCGGUCAGGUGCAAGACUUUUCCAAUGUUCCUGGAGGGAAAGGCACGUCAAUGGUUCCAGGGGCUUCCCCCCAGGUCUAUCCGAUCCUUCGCCCAACUCGCACGAUUAUUCUCAGCACAGUUCGUUUCGUCGCGAGCCUUCUCCAAAAGCACUGCUCACCUGAUGACCAUCCAGCAGAAACCUGAAGAAUCCUUGCGCGAGUUCAUGGUACGUUUCAAUAAUGAGUCCCUCCAGAUCCGCGAUCAGGAUGACAAGGUGGUCAUGGCCGCAUUCAUCAACGGGCUGCGAAAACAGAAGCUCUACACCAAGCUCGUGGAAAGACCUCCCAAGUCAGUGCGCGAGAUGCUGGACCGAGCUCAUGAAAAAGCCAACACGGAGGAGGCCAAUCGCCUGAAAAGCGCGCAGGAAAAGUUAAGGGAUGAUAAGCGCAGAAGGAACACUGACCAGAUGGACGCGCGACACAGCCAGGAACGGAAGAACGCCUACGAUCGCCUGCCCAGGAGUCGCCCCAUGGGAGGAGAUAAGUUCUGGACUGCCCUUACUGCACCUCGAACUCGGGUACUCGCUGUGAUGAAACAAGAAGAACUCUCUCGACCUCCCCGACCCUUGAUCGGGGACAAGAGCAGGCGGGAUCAGGGUUUGUAUUGUGCGUAUCACCGAGAUGUGGGACACGAUACGGAGGAUUGUCGCCACCUCAAAAAAGACAUUAAAAAGUUGAUCAGACUGGGCCACCUCGGGUAG